Molecule: messenger RNA, 1997 nt
Organism: Cryptomeria japonica (Japanese cedar)
Lineage: Eukaryota; Viridiplantae; Streptophyta; Pinopsida; Cupressales; Cupressaceae
Product: cation/calcium exchanger 5
Exons: 2
Coding region: 260-1966 (568 amino acids)
Biological process (GO): monoatomic cation transport; transmembrane transport
Cellular component (GO): membrane
Molecular function (GO): monoatomic cation transmembrane transporter activity
Source: RefSeq, a predicted model, not a curated record
CAUUUGUUUAUUUGGAGGCCCGUUAAAAUUUGUAAAGGUACGUGAGAGCAAACAUAAAACGUUUACAUAGACGUUAAUUUUAAACCGUGACAUGAAGCAACUGUCUGCACUAAAGUAUGGUCGACAAUUAAGCUGGAAACAGUAGAGAAGUUAGUCCAAGGGCGUACGUUCGAAUCCCGAUACGAGACGAAACUUAUAUAUAACUUGAAACCAGAGAAAAUGAAAGCAGCUCUGCCAAGUUCCAUUCAUAAUACAUGGAAUGGCAUCCUCCGCCAUUCUGCAUUUACUCCAUGCACACAGAUCCUUUGUAAAAUUCUCAGUAAUCCUACUUUUUUUCAUAGUCUCUCCACCACUUUAUGCUGAAAGAAAACCCUAUAACUCAAUCUACAGUCGAAGGGCACUGGUAGAAGAGCACCAGACAAAUGCCGCCGCCGCAACAAGCUCCGGUGCCAAUUCCUCACAAUGCGGCGGCAACGGUACCCGGGGGCCGCUCUUCAAUUACGCUGCGCUGCACUACUGCUACCUCAAGGACUUUACGUCAUUGUCAGUGACGAUCCUGGUAGGUAUCGUGGUUCUGCAGUUCUAUGUUUUGGCUGCGGCCGCGGAGCUCCAUUUCUCGCGCGUGGUGUCGCGCUUGGCCGCGCUGUUGCGGCUGUCGCCGAGCAUGGGCGGCGUGACGGUGCUGGCCCUGGGCAACGGCGCUCCGGAUCUUUUUGCUUCCAUGGCGGCGCUGCGCUCCGACAAUGCACGCAUCGGGCUGGGGGCCAUUCUUAGUGCUGGUGCCUUUGUCUCCGCCUUCGUCGUUGGCAAUGUUGCGCUAACCGCCGCGCCGUUCUCCGUCAAGCCCUUCCCAUUUGUCAGAGAUGUGUUCUUCUACUUGACGGCCGCCACUACGCUGUUUUAUGUCUACCUCACUGGUGUCAUUUUCCUCUGGCAGGCCGUCGGGCUAGUUCUCUUCUAUUUCUUCUUUGUUGCCGUGGUUUUCUGGACGGAUCGCGUGGAGGAAAUCGGGGGUGUCGGCGAUUCUGUGGCGUAUAUUAGUGGCGGAGGGUUUGACUGUGCAACUAGGGUUAAUGAGGGUUUAGACAAGCCACCGAAUUGGAAGAAGGCGAUGGCAAAUGCGAUUUCGUUUCAGGUGGAUUCGGCAGAAGAGACGAAGGCCGGAACUCACAGCUCUUGUUGGAUUUGCGGCAACGUGGCAAAGUUUACUCAAUUGUGGGAGUUGCCAGUUAAGCUGGUGCUGAAGCUUUUAAUCCCGUCCAUAUGUUCUUCAGAAUGGAGCCGAUUUUACUCAUCUGCCAACAUUGUAUUAUGUCCACUUGUAUUGUUGUACUUUUGUAGCUCGUUUGUCCCUUUUGACUAUCCAUUGGUGUUUAUAAUACCAAAUUUUUAUUUCCCUUUGUGGAUGGUGGUUCUAGAACUAAGUAGUUGUAUAGGAUUGGCGCAUUAUUUAAUUAUUGAUGAACCACCAGAUAAAGAGCAGAUAUUAUCAAUAGUGGUGGCAUUUGUGAUGAGUGUUUGUUCAAUCUCCUUUGUAGCUGGAGAGCUUCUAGGUUGCUUGGCAGCGCUUGGUAUCAUAUUAAAGUUGCCGCCAGCUUUAUUGGGUUUAACAGUGCUGGCAUGGGGAAAUUCUGUGGGGGAUCUAGUGGCAGAUGUUGCAGUUGCAAAGGCUGGACAGCCAGCCAUGGCAAUGGCUGGUUGUUAUGCAGGACCUAUGUUUAACAUGCUUAUUGGAUUUGGGCUUGCACUUGUGAUUCGCACAGCCCAUGCAUAUCCUUCUGGCUAUUAUCUUCACUUUCAUGUUAGUAUUGUUGUAGCAUUUUGUUUUUUAUUCAUGAGCUUGCUUGGCUCACUACUAGUUAUCACUUGGUCAAGAUUUCAAGUCACUCGAUUAUGGGGAUCUUGCCUCAUCGCUUUGUACAUUAUCUUUAUUGUUGUAAGUUUAAUGAUUGCAAAAAUGAUAUGAAAACGCACUCCUACCAACUUUUACAUCCCAA